AUGGGUUUCACUCAACAGCAAGAGGCUUUAGUGAAUAGCUCAUGGGAAUCAUUUAAACAAAACCCUAGUUAUAGUGUUUUCUUCUACACUAUUAUUUUAGAGAAAGCACCUGCAGCAAAGGGCAUGUUCUCUUUUCUUAAAGACUCGGCUGGAGUAGUUGAUAGUCCUAAACUUCAAGCUCAUGCUGAACAAGUUUUUGGAAUGGUGCGUGAUUCUGCAAUUCAACUACAAGCGACUGGAGAAGUAGUUUUGAAAAAUGGUUCAUUGGGUGCUAUUCACAUUCAAAAGGGAGUUGUUGAUCCUCAUUUUGUGGUGGUUAAAGAAGCUCUAUUAAAAACAAUAAAGGAAGCAUCGGAAGACAAAUGGAGUGAAGAACUGAGCAUUGCUUGGGAAGUAGCCUAUGAUGGAUUGGCAGCGGCAAUUAAAAAGGCAAUGAGUUAA
Vicia faba (fava bean) is the source of this 441-nucleotide messenger RNA. NCBI's taxonomy places the organism in Eukaryota, Viridiplantae, Streptophyta, Magnoliopsida, Fabales, Fabaceae. The record is from the annotation of a GenBank genome assembly.